Pygocentrus nattereri (red-bellied piranha) is the source of this 821-nucleotide messenger RNA. RefSeq names its product nuclear receptor 2C2-associated protein. The transcript has 5 exons. The record is from RefSeq and is a predicted model, not a curated record. Bases 104 to 529 code for a protein of 141 amino acids. Lineage: Eukaryota; Metazoa; Chordata; Actinopteri; Characiformes; Serrasalmidae.
UGGCGCUCACUGACAGAAACUGCACGGUGCCCAAAAUGUCGUAACACCACCAGACCACACGGCCUGUCGACGUCUUGCCCACAGUUGAAAGUUCACAGCGAGCAUGGCUGUGUCUCUGAUUUGCUGUAACACGCAGAGCAGGGUGAGCUCAGUGCUGAACAGAGAUGUCAAACAGUUCGGUAAGAAGUUCAUGUUUGACUCAAAUGAGGAGACCUGCUGGAACUCUGACCAGGGGGAUCAGCAGUGGGUGUUACUGGAGUUUCCCGUGCUGGUGAAGGUGUCUGAGCUCAGGCUGCAGUUCCAGGGAGGAUUUUCAGGAAAAUCUUGCAAGUUAGAAGGCUGCAGUAAAGAGGCUAAUCUUGAACACAUUGUGGACUUCUAUCCAGAAGACAACAACUCACUACAGAGCUUUCCCAUUCAGGAUGCUCCGCUGAUGCAGAAGCUUAAAAUAGUAUUUGAAAGCAGUACAGACUUUUUUGGAAGAAUAAUCGUUUACUCUUUAGAUGUCCUGGGAGAACGAGCUUCGUAAUGUUUGGGGAAGAUAACAAAUGAGAGGAUCAGGAGAAGAAAAAAAGGCAAAAACACGGUUAACCAGCUCGCUGUGAUGGACAGAUUGCAUGAACAAUUUAACUCUAGGAACUACACAAGUGGCCUUUUUAUAUAUAUAUAUGUGUUAAUGUAUUCCGUUACUUCCUAGUAAUUAAACUUUUUUUUAUGAAUGGCUUAAUAUGGCAACACAAAACAACCCAUACAAGUAUAUUUGUAAUGAUAUUUUUAUUAAAAAGGUAAAAAAAAGUUUACAUUCAGAGCAAGAAAAGCCA